UUGCCUGAGUUAGGCAUUGUUUGCCAUGCCACUAAACCUGCCGUCAAGUGAAACCUUCAUUGGGGAAAUGAGAUCGGAGUCUGAACCGCAGAAGAUGGACGCCCUGUCUCUGUUUUUUAUUGUUUUACUUUAAUUUCAUUUCUUUUUCUUUAUUUUGUCCCUUUUUUUUUGUUUUUGUUUUUGUUUUUGUUUUGUUAAAUCUCUUUCACUUUAACUUGUGAGCUGGUUUUCCAGUUCUUUGUAAAUGGUAUUCCAUUAAGGGUUCAUAACAUUGCAUUGCAAAUUAUAUUGGGAGAUGAUUAGUAGAGCUCAUCCUUAACAUAAAAGAAAUUUUCACAGUAAAUUAGGAUAUGGUUUCGUGAAGCUCAAUGCUAGUCUUAAUUGGUGUUUAUAAACUGAUCAGGUACAUUUUGUUCCCAAAACACUAAAACACUGAUGAGAUUCUUAGGAACACGUUUUGAUCUCAGUGUAACAUUUUUGCAGUUUUCUCCCAAGUCUGCAUCUGUCAUAAAGACCAACUGAUAGCUUCUAAUUUUCGUCCUCCUCCCUUAGAAUUUUAGGCAUACAAAAUCAUCAAGGAAAAUAAGUAAAUUUCUUAUAACAUUCUGGGGGUAGAGGACAAGAGGAGACUUUUCACUUUUAUGAUAUUUAUUAUAGAAAAUAGCAUUUCUUUGAUUUGAAAACACUUUUAAUUGCCUACGUGGGGAAUGGAUAUUUGAGAAACUGUUGAAUACUUACACUUGUGUGUGUAUUUUUUUGCUUGAAUUUUUUUGUUGAAAAAUGUUCAGAGAUUACUAGUUUCUAAAUGGAUUCUGAGAUUAGGAUGAGUGAGAGACAUUGUUUUUUCUCUCAGUUGUCUUUGAUGAGUACAGUUUGGGAAAAAUGCUAAAUGCUUAUUUGUUUUAUACUUUUAUACACUCUGAUAGUAUUUGGAGGGUAUAUUUGGUAGAAUUUUAUCCUGAAAAUUAAGCAAUGGAACUUUUUUCUUAAAGUAUCUUUAAUGGUAAUUAGAAAAGUAAAAAAUAUUGUGCUUUUAGUUAGACUUAAUACUUAUAAUAGUUUAUUAUACUGUGAGAGACAGUGAGAGGCAGACAACCUCCUGAUACUAUUUUUAAGCCAACACUGAAUGACUUUAUUAUGUUAAGUAAUCAACUUUUGGCCUGUAUUGAAUACCCGUUUUGUUUGUGUGGUCUUUCAUGUGGAUAGUUUUGCUUAUUUAAUGGACAGGUAAUAUUAAAUUGGGGACAUUACUAGAUUGGAACUCUUUAUUUGUUUUUUAGGUGCAUAAAUUAGGGUAGUGAAGCAUAGGGUUUGUACCUUAGGACCUCAGUUGACUUAUCAAGAUGUGUACAGGUUUUACAAAUAUUAAAAAAGUAAUACUUAUUUUUAACAGAUAAAGCAGGUCUGAUAGUGAUGUAAAUAGUAUAUGUGAGUAUACAGAUAAAUGUCUUAAUGCUAAUAACUAAUAAAUACAAAAUAAAUUACUGUUAUUUGAUGUCUUCAGUAAGGCCUUCCUGCCUUUUAAUCUUAAUGCAUGUUAAAAUCAGUGCUUAUGCAGAAUUUACUGAAAUAAUAAAAUGACUUUGUUUUUGAAAUUAGUAAAUUAAGGUAAUAUAGCCUUAGAUGUUGCAAAGCUUAGAAAUAAGUAGGCGUUUGCUAAAGCUAAUAAAAUGUGAUUUCUGUAUUUCUAUAAAUAAGGUGUAACCACUACUUAAAGCAAGUUUUAAAAUUCGUCUUGAAUUCCAUCCAUGUUUAGAAAUAUAUUCAGAUAAUUUUUUUAGAAUUUAUCCCUGCACAUGUGGUUGUGUUAAGUUGAAUUUUUACCACUGAAACCCCACAUGGUGCUUUUUUGAAAAUUUACUCCACAUGCUAUUUUCAAUUUGGCGUGACUUUGUACUUUAAAUUACUUUUGAAGAAUUCAUAAUGGAAACGUGUAGCCAAAUACCACAUAAUUAUGAGUAGUUCUGAAAUUGCUAUAUGUAGUCAACUUUUUAGAAAUUUUCUUUUUGGGAAGGUUGAGAGAAAGGACCAGAAAAAAUGUGUGAAAGUCCCAGCCCUUAUCAAAAUUAAUUGAUUAGAAUUCAGUAAUUAAAUGUGGCAAAUUGAUAGACUUAAUUCAGAGUAAAUUUCCUUUUUUUUAGUCGUAGGGAUUUCUUUUUCUUAGUGUCUAGGGUUAUUUUAAUGUUAUUGUUGUUGUUAUUAUUAGGCACUUAGGACGCUUAUAAGCAAGACAUUUAGGCAUUAACCACCCCUCUUCAGAUAAGUAUACAUAAAUUGGUUCUAAAAGUCAGUAAUAUAAGAAGUUUCCUGAGACUAGGGAACUUUUUUUUGUUAGUCAUUUUCAAAAAUGUUAGCAGUUUCCCAAGGCAUAUUCUUUGGAACUGGAUUCUUUUAGUCAUCUCUGUCAUUGUUGGUGAGAUGCCUUAUUAACUGAAUGGGUGUAGGCUUCCUUUCCAAUUGAAGCUGAUUACAUGUGGUAGGCUUUUGGUUUUUUCUGUCUACUUGAAAUUAAAUGGGAUCUUUUGGAAGGUUAUCAAAAUUGUUUGCAUCACAAGUAGGUAGUUUCAAUUAACAGGAUAGGGACACUCAGGAACAGAUUUCAAUUCGCACAUAUUUGUUUUUUUCUUUUUCUUUUUUUUGACUAAUUUGGUUAUUUGCCAUUUCUGGGGAUUAAACUUUAAAAAAUGUUCUUCUUUUCUGUAUCUGAUGUUCUGUGUGCUAUUAGUGAUGCAGCCAACACGAACGGUUGUCAUGUGUAACACAACUUUCGAUCACCGCGAAAACACCGUCCUGGGAAAGCGUCCAUGCUUGAUAUCGUUUGGUUCAUGAACAUUAAGUUUCCAGUACAGGUAAAAUCCCAGAGGAAGCCAAAGCUCUCUCUCUAUUGGCUCCUGCUCCAACCAUGACAAGUCUGAUGCCUGGUGCAGGCUUGCUUCCCAUACCGACUCCAAAUCCCUUAACUACACUGGGUGUUUCCCUUAGCAGUUUGGGAGCUAUACCAGCAGCAGCACUAGACCCCAAUAUUGCAACACUUGGAGAGAUACCACAGCCACCACUUAUGGGAAAUGUGGAUCCUUCCAAAAUUGAUGAAAUUAGGAGAACAGUCUAUGUUGGCAAUUUGAAUUCCCAGACAACAACAGCUGAUCAGCUACUUGAAUUUUUUAAACAAGUUGGAGAAGUGAAGUUUGUGCGGAUGGCAGGUGAUGAGACUCAGCCAACUCGGUUUGCUUUUGUGGAAUUUGCAGACCAAAAUUCUGUACCAAGGGCCCUUGCUUUUAAUGGAGUUAUGUUUGGAGACAGGCCACUGAAAAUAAAUCACUCCAACAAUGCAAUAGUAAAACCCCCUGAGAUGACACCUCAGGCUGCAGCUAAGGAGUUAGAAGAAGUAAUGAAGCGAGUGCGAGAGGCUCAGUCCUUUAUCUCAGCAGCUAUCGAACCAGAGUCUGGAAAGAACAAUGAAAGAAAAGGCGGUCGAUCUCGUUCCCACACUCGUUCAAAAUCCAGGUCUAGCUCAAAAUCCCGUUCUAGAAGGAAAAGAUCACAGUCAAAACACAGGAGCAGAUCCCAUAAUAGAUCACGUUCAAGACAAAAAGAUAGACGUAGAUCUAAGAGCCCUCAUAAAAAACGCUCUAAAUCAAGGGAGAGGCGGAAGUCAAGGAGUCGUUCGCGUUCACGGGACAAAAGAAAAGACAACCGAGAAAAAAUCAAGGAAAAGGAAAGAGUGAAAGAAAAAGAUAGAGAAAAGGAAAGGGAAAAAGAGAGAGACAGGGAAAAGGAACGUGAAAAAGAAAAGGAACGGGGUAAAAACAAAGAUAAAGACCGGGAUAAAGAACGGGAAAAGGACCGAGAUAAAGACAAGGAGAAGGACAGAGAGAGAGAGCGGGAAAAAGAGCAUGAAAAGGAACGAGACAAAGAGAAGGAGAAGGAACAGGACAAAGAAAAGGAACGAGAAAAGGACAGAUCCAAAGAGAUAGAUGAGAAAAGAAAGAAGGAUAAAAAGUCCAGAACACCACCCAGAAGUUACAAUGCAUCAAGAAGAUCUCGUAGUUCCAGCAGGGAGAGGCGUAGGAGGAGGAGCAGGAGUUCUUCCAGAUCACCAAGGACAUCAAAAACCAUAAAACGGAAAUCUUCUAGGUCUCCAUCCCCUAGGAGCAGAAAUAAGAAGGAUAAAAAGAGAGAAAAAGAAAGGGACCACAUCAGUGAAAGAAGAGAGAGAGAACGUUCAGCCUCUACAAGAAAGAGUUGUAAUGACAGAGAUGGGAAGGAAAAGGUGGAGAAGAACAAUACUUCACUUAAAGAGAAGGAGCACAAUAAAGAACCAGAUUCAAGUGUGGGAAAAGAAGUAGAUGACAAGGAUGCACAAAGGACUGAGGAAAACAAAGUACAGCAAAAUGGGAAUUGUCAACCAAAUGAAGAAAACCUCUCUACCAAAACAGAAGCAGUAUAGGACCUACAAAUGCACCUCUAAACACACGCUGGAAUAGAAUCCAAAGCUUUGAAUUCUCUCAACAAGAUGUUAAACAGUGAAGAAAUCCAGUAGAGCAUAAAGAUAUGAGCUAACAGCUUUUUUAGUUGUUAGGUGACUUUGUGGCCAUCUUGUUACUGAGUAAGAAAAUAAAGCAUGGACAUCGUGAAAAUAACAGGUGUUACCCAAACUCCUCAUCUUCUAAAAGCUGUGCAUUUCCAUGGUGGCUGACACACUUGUCAUGUGGUUUGUUAAGUGUUUGCGAAGAACCAUUAAAAUAAAUGGGACAUUAAAGAUCUAAAUUUGUACUAUCCAUUAAAGACUGGAGAUAAGCAUUGGAGGCUCUUUUAAAAAAUGCUAGUAACUGAUUUUGUAUUGUUUUACUUUUUUUUUAAUUUCAGUAUAUUACAGAUUGAUGAUGUGCUUGAAAUUGGUGCAAAUAUAUACACACCCUUGUAAGUGCGGAGUAUGUAAGAAGUUUUAACAUUGACUUCACAGGAUUUACAGUGAUUGUGUUAAAUUCUCACUAUUGUGUUUUCUUUUGCUCACUGUUUAGGACAGCAGUUUUUCUUUAAAAUAGUUUUACAGAUUAAAGUUGCUUACAUGAGUGGAUUAAAAACCAGCUGACAAUGCAUGCUACUGUUCUUUUUCAAAAGGAAGAACAACUGUGUUGAAUACUAAUAAUAUAUUAGUAUUCAGUGUUCAGAAUCAUUGGGUCUUCCCACAAAGUAACCAUUUCUUUUUGAACUCUUUUGACAUUUCCAAGCUUAUUAUGAACAGUAUCACAGUGUGUGUUGUCAGUUGUAGGUGGCAAAGGUGCCAUUUAUAAUAAGAAAACUGGGUUUUCAAAAUGGGCUAUGGGAGCACAAGCUGAAGCUUUAGUGCCUUCUACAAUGUGGUAUACUGUUUUCUAGAAUUUUAUAUGGACUAGUCAUCCUCAAUUCAUAUGGAAUUUAGAUGGAUAUUCCAUUCCCUCCCAUAGAGAAGUGUGAAAGUGGUAUGUCAGAAGAGCUUCUUACUUGGUUCACUUAAUAUGAGAGGGAAGUGUGUUUUCAAGAAUGACUUUAGAGCUUAAAACAGCAAUGCAGUUUUGGGACCAUCAGUUUCAUACUGUGAUAAUUGAAAAUGAAGCAGCAUGUUCUUAUUUUACUUAAAGCAGAACGCUUUAGUUGUCUACAUUGGAUGGCCUUAAUUAUUACCUCUCAAUCAUCUUCUCAUAAAUGAUGUGCAGAAAUUGUACUUAAAGGAGAACAUAUGAGUUUGUCUUAUGUGUAAGGAUGUGUUUACUUAAGCUUAAAAUAUAGGUCAUCCGACAUUGUUAGGCACACUUUUUGCAGAAAGUAUACAAGUAGUAAAAUGACAACAUUGCUAAUAUUUUCCCCCAGAACACAACUCAUAGUUUCAGAACUCUUUUCAUUGUUGUAUUUCCAAAAGUUAUACCUUUUAAUUAGCAUGUUAUUUAAAAAAUCAAGUAUAAUUAGUUUAAUGCAGUCUAAUACAAUCAAAUUACUCAGUUGCCUUACCUCAUGGGAAGAGUUACUUAUAGAUUUAAAAAGCUGAGUAGCACAUCAGUUACUUGGUUUCAACUUGCGUUUUCUUUUAAUGUUAAUGCUAUUGAAAUUUAAGUAUUUGGUGAAGAAUGGAAAGAAUUGCCCUUAUUGCAAGUAAUGAAGCCUGGUUUGAUUAUGAAGCUGCUUAAUUACUCCUCAUGUGUUCAGAAUUACUGUUUCUUUUUUUCCUUUUUUUCACUGUGUACAUUAAAAUUUUUGAAAAUGCUUUACUAUGUAAAGUAUAGAUGGUCAUUUUAAUCAUUCAACCACAUACGGUUGGCUGGUAAACAGCUUAUUUUGAUAUAAGAAUGCUUGGGUGUAUAUGGAAAGAUUGUGAAGGAGUGUGUGUGUCUUGCAUCAAAGCUUCUUAUUUAUGAUAUGUAAGUAGAAUAGAGCAAAUGUUGUUUGAAUCUUUGUUAUUUUUAGUACUGUUUCUCUAAUAAAGCUACAUAUUUUAGAGGAAAGUAUUUGUUCAUGCAUUUCAAAACAGCAUCUUAGGUUUGUCCUGUUCUUGUUUUAGCUGGCAUAGAAAUUGUUUUGAUAUGGAGAGUGCAUGUUUGUGUGGUGUGUAAAGCCAUCAUUUAAAGUUUGAGUAUUUUCUUGUACUCUGGACUCUAUUAAAUGUUUUUUAUGUUGGUAAUUAACAUAGUUAUUUGGUUCCUGCUGCCAGUUAUUUUUCUUGAUGAGGUUUAUUCAUCUUUAAAACAGUCAUACUAAUCUUAACAGACACUGAUUUAUAAAAAUUGGGCAUGAAUAGGAAUACAAGAGAUCCGGAGAAAGUGAAAUCAUUUUCUUAAACAGGCUUAUGGAAGCAAAGCUUUCUAGGGUCUAGAGGUACUGGAGGGAAGGAGGGAGUGUGUGAGUGUGUGUGUGUGUUGUGUGUAAGACAGAGAGAGAGAGACAUCUUUUUCUCUUUGUUCACUUUUAAGAGCUGAUAUGUUUUCUUUUAUUUUUUUCUUGUAAGGUAUUUUUUUAUUUCUUUAAAACUGUCUCUUUCAUCCCAGGUAGAUAUUGUCAGGAAAACUUGAGGUAAGGCCAAGAAGACAGCCAUUUUACACUUAAUACCUUCUGUAAAUUAUCUUUUUCAUCUUGAUUAUAUAGCGAGUACAUUCUGUUCCUUAAAUUGUAGUUGCUAUUCAUCAUUCUAGACAAAUUCUCUUGGUCCUCUUGUUCUUGCUUUUCAGCAUUGUGCACUUAACUGGUAAUAAAAGAUGGUCCUUCAUAAGCUAGCCAGUUUCAUGAGAGGAAACAAGUAUAAAACCCUCAACUUCUACAGCUAUCUCAUUAUUUUCCAUUGAAUCUAAUUAACUUAUAGUUACGAACACACUAGUCAGCUUGUGAUUUUUCUGUUUAGAAUCAUUUUUUCCAACAAGGGGUUCAGUAUAUGCUGUGUUGAUCUUUAGAAGUAUCAUAGAGACUUAAAUUUUGACAUGCCUCAAUUAAAAGUAAAAACCGGCAUUUAGAAUCAAUUUUUUUUUUUGUCAAGAAAAUAAUUUCUUUUGUGGUAUUAGUCAUCUUCAGGAUGCUCAUUCAUUCCUAUAUAUAGGUUGCUACCUUUGAAAUUAAAAAAAAAAAAAACACCUUGAGCCAAAUCUGGUCUCAACUGAAGAUAUUCAAAUUUAAGGAUUAUAAUAUAUACUAAUGGCUUUUAAAAGUUUUUUAAAAACCUAUUUGGAAUAGUAUGAUUUGGUUUAAAUCUUUAGUAGUUGAAUUAGCAGUUAAAAUGAAUUCUUUUUGAGGGAUGCAUUAAGUAACAUUUCAGUGGGACAUUUCUUAUAUUUUCAUUGGAAGAUAGUAUCUGGUUUUAACUGGGUAAGUUAUGAAGUAGAGCUGUUUCCACAAAGUAAUUAUGUUCCUUAUGUGUUUUAAAUAUUUUUUUAAAAAAAUUCACUGCCUAUAUACUUAGAUGUUCUCAUGUUUAUUUACUAAUGUAAUAGUCAUUUAAAAUUAAAUUGUUUAUUUUCAAAUCUCAGAAGUUAGUGCUCUCAAAGGGCUAAAUGAUAUUUCUGGAAGCAGGAGUCGAGUAUAAAUGUAAUAAAAUAAUCUUUUAAAAUAAAAUUCACUUCCCUACUUAAACUUGGGUUUGUGGGUGAAUUUGUUUUUCUUAAAUACACUUUUAUUGGUGAUUCUGCCAAAGAGUGGUACAUUAUUUUAAAAAUAAAAGCUAAAGCUGAAGGUAGGUUGGAUUUAGUAACUAAUAACUAGAUUUCUUUCUAUUCCAUUUAAGGUACUUUUAUAGUUUCUAGCAAUUAAUUUAUUAUAAUUGUUUAUAUAUAAUACAUUUCUUAACAUACUGUUCUUAAAAGCAGAUUUUUAGCCUGUUGCCUGAUUUUAAAUUUACUUUGUAUCUAGCUAACAUUUUAAUUUUGAGAAUUGCCAACUUUUGUAAAACUUCACAAAUUUUACCAUUAAGAUUUAUUUUCCAAGGAUUGGAGUAGAAUAAUAGUUCUCUCCAUUCUUGAUUAACUUUUGUUUGCUAGAUAGAUAAUUUCUUAACUGUAUAUGUAAGUUCAAACUCAUGAAAUUCAUGCUGAAUUAGAGUUGAAGAGAUUGAGUUCCACCAGUUUAAGGUUAGUGGUAGGCAAAAAACUGUUAGGAAACACGCUACAGAAUUCUCUGAUUUCCACAGAAGGUUACAUUUGGGUGUACUGUGUAGUUGUAUAGGUAGUUAAAUUUAAUAGUUAAAUAUGACUCUCCUUCAUCUUAAUUAGGUUAAUACAGUAGUGCUAUUCUUUACAUAAUGCUAUGGAUUAUCAAGGGAAGGGUUCAAAAUGUAAACAAAAAGGUGCUGCAUAGGUGGUGUAUAUUAUGUGAGUAGGACUACUUCCAUAUGAUACUAGUAAACAUUUAUCAGAUGCUGCUGCUAUUGUGUUGCUAUAUUUUUAAUAAAAUGAAAAUCUUGAAAUCUUUC
Messenger RNA from Globicephala melas (long-finned pilot whale), 8926 nucleotides. Lineage: Eukaryota; Metazoa; Chordata; Mammalia; Artiodactyla; Delphinidae. The record is from RefSeq and is a predicted model, not a curated record.